AUGGGGCGCCCCGAAGUGGAAAUUCGCACAAUAGGAAGAUGGAACUCCCAAGCCCAAGCAUCGAUCGCAUUAUGUCUGUCUGAGAUUUCAGCAGUUGGCUGGGGAAAUUGUGUACCAGAUUGUGGACCUGGUGGUACUUGUGUAUCUUCGCCUAACACCUGUUCGUGCCAUGUUGGCUUCGAAGGACCACAGUGUAAUGACAUCAAUGAAUGUACUAACAACAAUGGUGGGUGUCAUCAGCUUUGCAUAAACACUGAAGGAAGCUACGAUUGCGAUUGUUUUAUGGGUUAUGAUGAGGUUGAUGGGCAUUGCAAAGCACUAUGUGUACCAGAUUGUGGUGUUGGUGGUACUUGUAUAUCUUCUAAUAACUGUUCAUGCCUCUCUGGCUUCGAGGGGCAACAGUGUGAAGAUGUUAACGAGUGUUUAGAUGGCACUUCUGGAUGUACCCAACUUUGUACCAACACUGACGGUAGUUUCACCUGUGAUUGCUACAAAGGUUGGACACUAAAUCCUGAUGGAAGAAGCUGCACUGCCAAUCCAUGUGUUGACAUUGGAAUACCUAUUGACGGUACACGCAACUGCACUGGUUUCACAACUGGAGAGUCAUGCGUCUUCGAGUGUGAACGGAACUAUCAACUUUUGGGAUCUAAUAGGCGGGAGUGCUUAUCUGACGGUGUUUGGGGAGGUCAAUUAACACAUUGUGAAGAUAUUGAUGAAUGUUUAACAAACAAUGGAGGCUGUGAACAUAUCUGUGACAACUUUCCUGGAUCGUUCAGCUGCUCGUGUUAUGAUGGGUUUGAUGGGACAAUUAAUUGCACCGAUAUUGACGAAUGCACCUUCGCCAAUUGUCACAAUUGUACCAAUUUACCUGGUAGCUUUGAGUGUAUAUGCAAAGAGGGGUAUGAAGCGUUCGAUAUGUAUAACUGUGAAGAUGUUAACGAGUGUUUAGAUGGUACUUCUGGAUGUACCCAACUUUGUACCAACACUGUUGGCAGUUUCACCUGUGAUUGUUACGACGGCUGGACACUAAAUGAUGGAAAAAGCUGCACUGCCAAUCCAUGUAUCAACAUUGGAGUUCUUUUUAACGGUACACGCAACUGCACUGGUUUCACAACUGGAGAGUCAUGCAUUUUCGAAUGUGAAUGGAACUAUCGACUUUUGGGAUCUAAUAGGCGAGAGUGCUUACCUAACGGCGUUUGGGGAGGUGAAUUAACACAAUGUCAAGAGAUUCUGUGUCCUGAGCUGUCACCACUACCCAAUGGUUACAUCUUUUUUCCGUGUGAAAACAAAGUCGGCAGUCGCUGUGUGUUUGGUUGUGAUUUGGGGUACUUCUUAGAAGGAGAUAGUAUUACACAGUGUCAACUGUCUGGACUCUGGAACAACUCUGGCCCAGUAUGUAAAGAAAUCCAGGUGUGCUCACCAUCACCUUGUGUAAACGGUGCCUGUCGCUCAUCCCAAAAUGAGGCAAACGGGUAUUUCUGCGACUGCACAGGAACUGGCUAUACGGGAACAAAUUGUGGAGACGGUUUUGUAACAACACCUAAGUGGCCUGAGAUAUGGGUAGGCAAUGUCUACAAUGAUUUGGAAUUUAUUGCUAAACCAAAGCAAACACUCAUAUUAACAAUCAUGGCAAAUCCAAGUAAAGUUGUCAUUUACCCAACUGAACUAUAUUUUACUUCAGAAUCAAAUAUCCAAACUGUUUCUAUUCAAGGAGUUGGUAAGGGGUUUACAAAGAUUACAUAUGUUUUGAGAGAUAAAGAAGCAGCAAAAUUCAAAUCUCCAGACGAUGAUGAACUAUUUGUGUUUCAAAAUAAUACACAUAACAAUGGGUAUGUCCACGGAACACAAUUUACACCGCGUUAUCAACUGCCAUCUGGGUGUUUUGAGCUGUCAGAUGAGUCUAUAUGUUCAAGCCGAGAUGCACGAUUAAGAUCAACAGAAAAAUGGACGACAGAGAAGGCUGCUGCUCUAAGUACUGGCGUUGUUUCUUUAGUAACAGACUCAUUUGAACUACCACUUAAUCUUAACGGAUAUUCGACUACAAGCGAUGGGAAAAAAACAGCUACUUCCCUUGCCAACUGUCAAAGUGAAAGCAUAACAUUGGAUGGUAUCCAAUACUUUGUUCAACAGAAAUCAUUAUAUCGCAAAUAUACACAGCAACUGGAACACAUUCUGCCAGAUUGGAUCACUUUUAUAUCAGUUAACAUAGAUCCAAUAAACUCAAAAACAUCAUUUUCAACAUUAAUACUUAAUGGAAAUGAGGUGAAAUCAACCGAAUGGUGCUCCUCUGCACCCGUCAUCAGUGACGGUCAGUAUUCCGUAUAUUUACUCUACAAGGCUGAAUUAACUGUUGGGGGCAGACAUGUAACAUUACCACUCCCGCCAUACAAUGGAAAAUACUGCUUUAUUGUGGGUGUGUGCAACAUCACUUUGGGAACGGUUAUGAUGAUUUUUCCCGAAGGUUCGAGAGAUGUUAUGAGACACGUCAAGGAUGUAAAUGUUGAUGAUUCCCUCAAAGUUGAAGUCAAUGGUGUUGCAUUUUCUACAACUGACAAGCUAAUUCCAAAUGGUCAAUAUGGUCAACUAGACGAUGAGAAAAUCAGUAUCUUUGUCAGUCUUCAGUAUGCCUAUAAUAUAAACCAAACAGUGUCUGCAAAACUUGAAGGUAGUGGGGAUCUUCAAGUGACACUAGAAGAUACAACACAACUAUUUAGUCACCUGUUCACACAACAUUGGAUGAUACAGCAAUACGGUGAAUCCAAAAUUAGAUUGCCCUGGAAAAUACUUGGUGAGGACGUAUCAUUGAAAUUCAAGUCAAGCCAAGUGAAUAACCCAGUACUGAAUGCUAGCUUUGGCAAUCGUCCUACUAGUCGCAAUUCAUCUGCAAGUGCAAUAGUAAUGGAAUCAUCGACUUCACACGGUGUUUUUGAUGAUACGCCAUUUUCAUGGCUGCUUCCUCAGAAAGUAGGGUCACCGGUUGAGGUUUUCCUAUAUUAUGAUUUGUCGCCGAAUCUUUCCAUCCCAUCUGACCUUGAGGGUGUAACAGAGAUUAUCAACAAGCUGCAAGACAUACCGACACAAUUAGCUACAUUAGCUGAAAAUCUAUUGACAUCUGGAUAUAAGAAUAUGUAUUCUACUAUUCUAUCUUCAACCGGUCACCUGAAUGAUACAAUCAACAGUUAUUUCCAGGUAUUGUCUGGAGAGGAAAUAAAGUCAAUUGUUAACUCUCUGUCUGAGUUGCGUAUACAAUGUAAAGGAAGUCUGAAUUCGCUUCGUUACGUAAAUUAUACGCUUUAUAGCAACUCAAAUAUCCAAUAUAAUGAUUUUAAAGGAGAUCUCUAUAACAUAACACAUCAACUAGAGAAACUCGGCAAUCAAGUUCUCAUUGAAUUGCAGAAUGUUUUUGUUCAAGAAACAACAACAGGAUCUGGCUUUCGUAUGAUGUCCGAAGUCUGCUUGUCGUCGUACCUUUGUUUUCCAUCGUUAGAAGUGGAAGUAUUGAACUCCAUGUCAAAUUCAAGUUGUCAAGAGAGUACUGAGCUACAAAUUGAUUUCGGUAUAUCAACAAUUUGUAUAAGAGGCAAAUACGCAGCUAAAGAAAUGCUGAAUCGGUUUAUUACUAUCCCUACCAAUGCUAAAUUUAGUUUAGCAUUGCAAUCCAAUGAAAAUCAUUGGUCAGGAUGUAUACCGGUACUCACAAAUGUCUUUGGGAUUGAGCAAAUGACGAUGUUGCACCUGACGAUGUCAGGAACAUAUUUUUACUUGACAGGAAAGCUGUGGGGAUUAUUUGAUAUGGAAGGAUUUGUUACUUCAGAGUUGGAUUCUUUUGAAUCGAUGGUACUACAUGUGAAUGGUAACUUUUCUGUUGAAGGUCCAUUCUCUUUAGGCAGAAUUAUCAAAAACAAAAUUAUCACACUAUCACAGAAAUCAGUAGAUGACAGCGAACGAAGACUGGAACAAUGGGUUAGAUCAGUCGCAAUCGCAGAAUCACGGUUAAAUGUCGUUUUGGAAGAAGAACGUUUGAGGAAGGCAAAAGUGGACGAAGCGAGAAAAAAUCAUGAAAUGGCAGAGAACGAUCUUUUGGUAGCAAAUAACAAUCUUAAGCGCGCACGCGACUCAUUGGAUGACCAACGCAAUUACACGCAGGAGAUGGAGGACUAUUUGAAUUCCGUGUGUGAAGUACGUGAAUGCAGGCAAGUAUGUCUACCUGGAAGUACAAUUGUUACUGUCAAUGAAGAUAUUUAUGCAUAUGUGCCGUAUGAAUGUUUUGAUGAGAGAACGGAAUCAGCGGUUGUGGUAGAAACAACUACAUGUUGUAAAAUUUGUCGUGGUACAAGACCUGUAAGAAGAUCUUGGUUUAAUUUAAACCCAUUUAAGUUAGUAGUUUCUGGGUUUUCACCAUUUUCUGAUAACUGGCUCACUGCAGGCAUCACACCUGUGAGUAGUGUCAGAUUAAACAUUGGCCAGCGAAGGUGUUAUUCAAGAUACAGUUGUUGUAAUGUUUGCAAGAAACCUGUUGAAAUUAGCAUUACGUACACAUCAUGCAGUACAUGCAUUAAGUAUCAGACUGUAGGCCAAGUAGAAAAGAUUGAAAUGGAAGAAGUUGCUUGUAGUAUUCAGAUACCCAAUGCCAACUGUGUGCGUAGAAAUGACGAAUGCCGAAAAACACGAAAGCGUUUAUUUGACCAUCUAAAACUAACAACUCCUGAUCUUUCAACACUUGUUGAAGAGUUGGACAAUGCUGUCCUACGCGCAUUACUUGCCAAAGCAGCAUUGAAUAGGGCAGUAAUCGAACUACAAGACGCAGUUAGACAACACGACAAAGUGUUGAUUAGAGUUCGGUCAUCGCAGGCACAUCUUCACAUUAUGCAAAAUGCAAUCAACGAAAUAAGAGAGAAUGUUAAAGCAGGCUUGGCCAUAAAGGAACUUCAAAUCAAUGGAUCAAUUGAAGCAAGUUUGGAGUUCAAGAGACUUCAAUUUGAAAUUGACAUAGUUGGAGAGGAAACUACGGUAAUUCCAGUCGUAUGUCACCUCAAGCUGGCGGCCAUUCCUGUACAGAUUAAAAUUUACAUUGAUUUCAAAAAUUUAGAAUACUCACUUGAAAAUGCUGCACUGUUUAUGACAGAAAAACUGUUUGGUGAUAUUACACGUUCUGUAAGAAGAGGAAGAAAAAUGAGCCAGAGACGAAUUGGGCUUGUCUACGAUCGUAACAGACGUGACAAUGUUACUGUUAUUGAACAACCACAGAUGGACAGCGUAAGCUAUAAUUUAGUAAACAGCACUUUGGACUACAACAUAAGUAAAACAAUUUUGCGAGAUCAUAAUGUUGUUCAGAAUGAGGCAAGAUGCAAAGACUUCAACAAUAUUCUAGGUUUCGUCAAGAACUCUUUUAAUAUACUACUGGAGGUUGCAAACAUUAGCAAAGUAAUUAAUGUCCCAGCUUUAGAAAAUGUAGACAACUUUCACAGUGAAUACAUUUAUAAUUUAUCAGUAUCAUCAUCCAAAGCUAUUAAUGGCAGUGCUGCUUUUCAUUAUUUCAACUUAACUAUGGACGAUAUACAAUAUCUAAACAGUAGUUUAGAUGAUGGUCUUAUCCAUUAUAAUUUACCAAAUCCAACAUCGGAAGUUGUAAAUACCAGCACUGCCUUGCAAUUUUUCAAUUUGACUAUGGACGAUAUACAAUAUCUAAACAGUAGUUUAGAUAAUGGUCUUAUACAUUAUAAUUUAUCAAAAACAACAUCGGAAGCUGUAAAUACCAGCACUGCCUUGCAGUAUUUCAACUUGACUAUGGAUGAUAUUCAAUAUCUAAAGAACAGUUUAUCUGCCAGUCUUCAGCAAAUUGCUUUGACACAAGUUAUUUACUCAGCGAAAAUAACAACAAACAACACAAAGUCAUUGCUGAAGGUUGAUGAUGUCUUGUCACGAUGGGAAGUCGUAAUGGAAACAUACACACGUAAUUUCAGUGGACUAGCUGAUUGUGAGGGAUUUCAUGAUUGUUUGGCAACUGAAUUGAUCGGAUUGAAAUAUUUGUCUGAAGAUCGUCAAAUUUACCAGAAGGUUAUAAUUCUUGAUGAAUACAUAUCAACACUUUUAUUUAAAACUAGGUUAAAUGUCAAUGAAGCUUUAACAGGAGCAAGAAAUGUACUAAGUCAGGUUAAUUUUCUUCAAAAUGAUAAUGACAUAUGUUUAAGAAAGCCAACCAUUACUAAACAUCCAGAAGCUAAAAUUGUGACGGUCGAAGGAACUGAAGUCACUAUAACGUGUCAGGCAUCCGGAAACCCAUCACCAACAUUUAGUUGGAAGUUUAAUGGUGAAACACUGGGUGGUAGGUAUACAAAUUUGCUUCUACUGAGGCAUGUGAACACCUCUGAUUCGGGUACAUACACUUGUCAUGCCAACAACGAAGUGACGUCAGUUCAAUCUGAGCAAUGUGAGCUUACUGUAGAGUUUGCGCCAUCGAUUAUCGAACAUCCACAAGAUGCUGACAUCGAACAAGGAAAUCCUGAAGGCAUAUUCUUCACUUGCGAAGCUUCUGCUCUUCCAUUACCAAACUAUCAGUGGUAUUUCCAGUCUUCGUUAACAUCAACCAUGAAAGCCGUCUCAGGUGAGAAUGCUUCUGGUAUUGAGAUACUAAGUCCAACAUUUAGCCAAGAAGGAUGGUAUACAUGUGAGGCAUGGAACGCACACGGAAGGCAGAUGUCAAAUCGUGCAAGACUAAAUGUUCUUGGUGUAUCUGUACCGGAGUUCUCCAGUGAUAUUUCGAUUACGCUUUAUCAAUUAGAUGAUUCGAACUCGACUCAUACAAAUGAGUCUUUGAGAAAUAUUAUUUCAGAGGUUAUGUAUAAAGAAUUAGAACUCGAACAUAUUAACUACAAAGAAUUUAGACCUGCCGAGAAAACGUUUUUGACCGAUAUAUCAUUCGACGUUAAAAGUGUGAACCUCAGAUCGAUUGAUAUUGCCAAUGCAAGUCGGAAAGAAUUGGCGUCUCACGUUCAAGACAAAAUUGAAAGAGUUAGAGUCACAGUGAUCGAACUUAAUUAUUUGUUAGCACCGGGAAAAAUAUUUGAACACCGAGGUGAAUUAUUCGAAGUGACAGGGUUCAACGCCGGUAUCAUUGGUCCAAUAUGUCCUAACACUCAAUACGCACAUCAAGAUGGAUACAUAUGUGCCCGCUAUAAUGUACCGCACAGUGAUACUACAAUGAUGCUACCGGUUCUCGAUUGA
Molecule: messenger RNA, 7224 nt
Organism: Anneissia japonica
Lineage: Eukaryota; Metazoa; Echinodermata; Crinoidea; Comatulida; Comatulidae
Exons: 15
Coding region: 1-7224 (2407 amino acids)
Molecular function (GO): calcium ion binding
Source: RefSeq, a predicted model, not a curated record